Molecule: messenger RNA, 1339 nt
Organism: Hippocampus zosterae (dwarf seahorse)
Lineage: Eukaryota; Metazoa; Chordata; Actinopteri; Syngnathiformes; Syngnathidae
Product: putative olfactory receptor 52L2
Exons: 5
Coding region: 80-1279 (399 amino acids)
Biological process (GO): G protein-coupled receptor signaling pathway
Cellular component (GO): membrane
Molecular function (GO): olfactory receptor activity; G protein-coupled receptor activity
Source: RefSeq, a predicted model, not a curated record
CGCCGGCCCGCACGUCCUCGUCUCCUUGGUCUUCCUUUGGCCCGGCGGCGCUUUUGCGCCAUUCGUGACCGUGACAAACAUGGAGACCCUGGAGUUUAAUUUGGGCCGGCCCGACCGGCGUCAACCCUUCCCGAGCGCCGCCUCGUUGUUGACCCGGCCGCUCGUCCCCGCGGGACGUUGGCCUAUAAGGCCAACCGCGCAGCCCGGACUCCGGACUCCUUCCUGUGGCCGACGAAUCGCGCGGACCGGCAGCAGGAUGUCGGCUGGGAACCGGUCGCACGGCAGCUUCGUGUUGAACGGGUUCCCCGCGCUCGACGGGCGGCGUUGGGUCCUGGCGCCGCCGCUGGCCGUCGCCUCCGCGCUGGCGCUGCUGGCCAACGCGCUUCUGCUUUACGUCGUCGUCUCCGUCCAGCGUCUCCGCAGCCCCAUGUACCUGCUGAUCUGCACCCUGUGCCUGGUGGACAUGCUGGCCGUGGCCGCCGUGGUGCCCGGCGCGCUGGCGAGUCUGCUGGUCGACGGCAAGCGCGUGUCCCUGGCCGGCUGCCUGGCGCAGAUGUUCGGCACCCACUUCCUGUCGUCGGCGGAGUCCACCCUGCUCCUGGCCAUGGCGCUGGACCGCUACGCGGCCGUGUGCCACCCGCUGCGCUACGGGCGGCUGGUGGGGCGGCGGGCGCUGGCGGCGCUGGCGCUCUUCACCUCGGCCCGCAGCGGCGCCGUCAUGGCCGCCCUGGUGGGCCUGGCGGGCUCGCUGCGCUUCUGCGCGUCCGACGUGAUCCGCCACUGCUACUGCGACCACAUGGCGCUGGUCAGCCUGGCCUGCGGCGACACCGGGCGCAGCGCCGCCGCCGGCGUGGCCGUCAUCGCCUGCUUUGUGGGCGUGGACAUCCCGCUCAUCCUCUUCUCCUACCUGAAGAUUCUGGGCGCGGCGAUGCGAACGGCGGCCCCCGGGGACGAGCGUCGCAAGGCCUUCCGCACGUGCGGCACCCACCUCACGGUGAUGACUGUGUUCUACCUGGUCGGCAGCGUCACGUUCCUCUCGCGCAACCUCGGCCUGGCCAUCCCCACCGACGCCAACAGCGCCAUGGGGCUCCUGUACAUCCUGACCCCGGCCGCCGCCAACCCCGUCAUCUACGGCGCGGGCACCGCAGAGAUCAGGAACGGCUUCCGCCGGCUCCUUGGCCUCGGGCACGCCGGCAAGGCCAAGGUCUCGCCCGCCGACGCCGCCGUCCGGAUGCCAAGGCGCCGAAAUGACGCCGCCGUCGCCCCCGACCGCCGCUGAACAACAGAACGUACGUGCGCUUUUCCAAUGAAAAUACAGAUUUCUUUCUUUCUUGACAAA